Molecule: messenger RNA, 2542 nt
Organism: Mizuhopecten yessoensis (Yesso scallop)
Lineage: Eukaryota; Metazoa; Mollusca; Bivalvia; Pectinida; Pectinidae
Exons: 3
Coding region: 109-1026 (305 amino acids)
Cellular component (GO): membrane
Source: RefSeq, a predicted model, not a curated record
ACGAGGAAUACAUAAAUAACCAACGUAACAAGGGACUCAGUGACAUCUACAAACGUCUAUCGAUCAGAACUGUCGUGGGAAAAUCACGCACUGGAACGAGUUUUCAAGAUGGCGGAGCACAGCGGCCUACGUAUUUUGCUGAUUCUUCUGACCUUGGUGGUGUACAUCGUCAUGGUGGUCUUCAACGCUCUUGGCGGAUCUGUCGGUCAGGAGAUAGGGCUAUUUAAGAACACGACCGGUGAGAUCUCGAACUUGUUCCGCCUCCAGAUUACUCCCGCGGGCUGGACGUUCAGUAUCUGGGGCGUUAUCUACGCAUGGCAGGCUCUCUGGCUAAUCUACGCCCUCACUACCAUCUGUCGCAAAACAAAGUCUGGGAGCUACUUCUACCAACUUCCGGUUCUUCCACCGAGUAUCUAUAUUUUAUAUAUUAUCAAUAACAUAGCUAACGUCGCCUGGCUGUUCGUAUGGGAUAGUCAGGAAAUCAUAUGGUCACUGGUGGUCAUCGCCAUCACUCCGAUCACGCUGUACGUGGCGCUGGCCAUUUCAUUCCAACGACUGUACCACAAUCUUGGGAACCUUAACAAGGAGAAUGCCGUCAAAGAUAUCUGGCUCAUCCGCUUUUUGGUACAGAAUGGCAUGGCUUUAUAUGCCGCUUGGGUAACCAUAGCUACAUUACUCAAUGUUUCAAUGGUGAUGAUAUACAAAGGUAACGUUUCAAACGAAGAUUCCUGUACUGUCGUUCUGGGUAUCUUGUCUUUCUUCAUAGGCACAUGGGUCGUCCUGGAUAACACGAUAUUAGACCCCUACGUUCGGUACACCUUUAGCCCUUACAUCACUAUUACCGUCGCGUUGGGUGGUGUGGUUGCUAAGAACUACGACCUUGCACUCCGGGAACGGAACUCCUUAUUUUCACUGACUCUUCUCAUUAUAGCUGCCGUGCUGUUGGUUACCAAAUUUAUUAUAAUGACUGUACGUCACUUCCGUGAUCCAAUUUCACCAAAAAUAGAAUACGAACCCACAAUUUGAAUACAGAUGUGCUGAAUCAGUUUAGUUCUACGUUACAUUCGAGUUUUAGUCCGAAUUAUUCUGACGUUUUAUCGACUUUUUUAUAUCGGUCUGUCGUCGAUUAAUCGACGACAGAUCGAUAUGAAAAAAGUCGAUAAAACGUCAGAAUAAUUCGGACUAAUUCGAGUUUGUUCUACCGGAAGUAGGAUAAUUAAUAUUAUUUCUAAUAGUAUGUUUAUAAUCUAUUGAAACUGGUUGUAUGCAUUGGUUAAUCAACUCAGAUAUCUUUACUUUCAGUCCGCAUAAAAUGUCUCUAUUUCCAGUUCACUUAUAAUUCAGUUAAGACAUCUCUACGUCGUUCACUGAUGUGUCAAAACUUCACCCAGUACAGGGAUCAUACAUUAUGUACUUCUGUAUGUUACGAAGUACAGCUAAUAUAGGGAUCAUACAAUAUAUAGCUAUGUGGCGGAUAGUAGGGACGGCGUGCUGUAUUUGUAGGUUGUCCAAUAUGUAAUUAAUUUGAGAAUGAAUUACUGUAAUAGUAACAGUGGAAGAAUUUUUUUUUUCAAAUUUAUAUAUAAUUUUUUUCAAAUUUUGAUUGUUUUACCAUCAGAGGGCUAUUUCUUGAAAACGAAAUUUUUGUUUUCAUUCUAUUUCAAAUGGUCAUCGGAUUGGAAAAAAUAUGAAAAAAGUGUUUUUCGAAGUCGUUUAAGUGCAUGAUAUCGACCACCAGUUCAUUUCAUAGUACUUAUAACUUAAGUUUCAUAUUUAUAUCUAUUAGUUAUAUUUUUCUUCAUACAGCCCACUCAAGCUUCUUUACUCUUUGAUAUAUAUUCCACUUUCCUAAAACUACAUACGACAGUGGAGAACGGAUGCCUCAGGUGCUAAAUCUCUUCUAGUUCAUAAAUGUAUCAAUUUACGUGUUAAGCUUUAAAUAGAAUCAAGCCAAUCAUUAGGAAUAAUUAAUAUUACAACGAGGAAUGAAUACAAUAGGCUACCUGCUUUAUGUCUAGAAGUAAAAUGUUGUUUAUUGUUAGAAUACUUACCUAAAUACACAUCACUAAGUGUUUUCUCGUGUCUCUGUAGUAUCUUAUUUCUCAGGUGUGAUUCGGUCAAAUUUACGCAAUUGUUGUACCUGCAUAUGGUUACUGUUUUACCAGUAUCAGAUGUAUGGUGUUAUAUAUAUGUCACGCUGUAUCACUAAGUUCCUUUGGGUUUAUUGUGGUUUUCACAUCAAAUAAUCACUGGAAAGCUUACAAAGUGUCCGACCGAAAAAUACCUCUCAGAUAUGCUAGUCUGUGUGUAGAUCUAGUUUCCUGUAUUUUGCUUUAUGUUGUAAUAUAUCUGCUGUAUAAAAUUGUGUUGCGCUCUUGUCAUACAUUGACUUUGUAAUGUCGCGGUGGUCUCCCCAUCUGUUAUAACUGUUUGAAUAUCUGUCAUUUACGAACAAAAGCAGUACUAGUAAUUAUUUCUGAAAGAGAGCAUGUGAAACAUGUUGUAUAUUUUAGUUUUUAUAACUGAGUUUUGUAAUAAACAU